Molecule: messenger RNA, 1677 nt
Organism: Arachis ipaensis
Lineage: Eukaryota; Viridiplantae; Streptophyta; Magnoliopsida; Fabales; Fabaceae
Product: protein FAR1-RELATED SEQUENCE 5-like
Source: RefSeq, a predicted model, not a curated record
AUGUCAGAUAUAUUUACGGACACUGAGAUGGAUGAGCAAUACCAGGAGGACGAUGUCAUUAACCAACAAGAAGAGCUAGUUUGUGACCAAGAUAUGACGGAUGAACAGAAUGAAUUCGAACAAGAUUUCAGAGAUGAAUUUACUGAGGGAGCGUAUUUUUUUGAAUUUAAUCCGUCAAAAGAUACCCUUGAAGCUGCUUAUGUGGUUGACUCCAUGCAAGACAUUACAAUUUUGAAUUUCAGUGAAAAUUGUGCGGAAGAAAUUGGUAAAUAUCACUUUUCUACUUUUCAUCUUGUAUUUAAAUUUUAUCUAAAGUACUCAAAGUCAAAGGGCUUUAGUGCAAGGAAAAGUAAGACUUUCAAGAAUAGUAUUGGCAAGGUUUACAAACAAAAGUUUGUAUUUUCUAGGCAAGGAUUCAGGGAGGAGAAGUAUUACACAAUGGAAAAAAUUAAGAAGGAGCCUAGAUUGGAAACAAGAACUGGGUGUGAAACCCGAAUGGAUGUUAAAUUUGUACCAGAAACUGGAAGGUGGCAUAUCUUUUAUUUCUCUUACAAACACAACUAUGAUCUAUUGGAUACACAAUUCAGUGCUACGCUGCUUGCCCACAGAAAAAUGUCAGAGGAAGAUAUUAUGCAAAUGGUGAACAUGCUAAAGUCCGGGAUUAGCACUUCACAGAUAUUUGGUCUUCUAGCUAGUCAAGCAGGCGGGUAUGAAUUUGUUGGCUAUGGUCCCAAAGAUAUGUACAAUGAGAUUGCUCGGCAAAGGCCUCAACUUCUUGGUGAUGCAGCACGAGUGUUGAAGAAGUUGGAGGAUAUGCGGUUGAAGGAUCCACAAUUAUAUUUCAAGGCAUGUCAUGAUUCAAGAGGUUUGUUUCAUAACUUGUUCUGGUCUAAUGGGAUUAGCCAACUAGACUACCAACUCUUCGGGGAUGUUAUUGCUUUUGAUACUACGUACAAGAAGAACAAGUAUAGUUUGUCCAUUAGUCAUAUUCAGCGGGCUCAUGUUUGCAAUGAAGGAAAAAUCAUGUUGGGAGACUACAAGAUUCCCGUGUUUAAGUGUAAGUGGGUUCAUCUUAUUGAAGAAUUUGGCCUUGAGGAUAAGCCGUGGGUGAACAACAUGUAUGAAGUGAAGCCUAUGUGGGCUACUACAUAUAUAAGAGGAUCUAAUGCUGAUUAUGAAUCUACACGUGGGGUGUUCGUCAUGCAGACUUGUAUAGAGAUGCUAGAGAGAUUUUCUGCUGAGGUAUACACUCAUGAGGUAUUUCUAUUAUUUCAGCCAUUUCUUUCUAGAGCUGGAUCAAUACGGGUGCUAAACAUAGAGAAUAACGAUGAUUGCAUAAAGUACAGUAUGUGUAAGCAUGGGAGGCCUGAUUUUCUAUGGACCGUUGAAUUUUGUCAAGAAGAAAUGAUCUUCAUGUAUACCUAUUUAAGAAUGGAGUCAUUUGGAAUUUCUUGUGAACAUAUUGUGAAAGUUCUGGUUGACAGAGACAUUUGCUCAGGACAACCAUCUAAGAAGAAGCAGCAACAUUGUAGUGUUUGUCAAAUGGAAGGACAUAAGAAGACAACAUGUCCUUGGCAAAAGGACAUUGACAACAACGUUAUAGAAAAUGAAGCUAAUGGUUCGGAUGAUGGCGACAUGUAUACCGAACCAACAACUGAUUUAGAUAGUGAUAAUUAG